Messenger RNA from Patella vulgata (common limpet), 2569 nucleotides. RefSeq names its product serine/threonine/tyrosine-interacting-like protein 1. Gene Ontology annotation, biological process: negative regulation of cytoplasmic stress granule assembly; positive regulation of intrinsic apoptotic signaling pathway; protein dephosphorylation. Bases 129 to 1019 code for a protein of 296 amino acids. Gene Ontology annotation, molecular function: protein tyrosine/serine/threonine phosphatase activity; pseudophosphatase activity; protein phosphatase binding. The transcript is spliced from 9 exons. Gene Ontology annotation, cellular component: mitochondrion. The record is from RefSeq and is a predicted model, not a curated record. Lineage: Eukaryota; Metazoa; Mollusca; Gastropoda; Patellidae.
AUUUUUUGAAGCGGGGCAACACUUGUUUACAUCAUGUGUUAACGGGACUGUCAUCUGCUAGCAUCUGAAGAGGAUCUGUUUACAUUUUAAUUUUGGAAAAGUUUGUGACUUUCUGGAAAUAUUUCGAGAUGGAUGGUCUUAGACUUCUAGAACCAUGUGAUUUAUACAAUAUGUUACAACAAGCGACUGUCUAUUCAUGUUUAAGUGAUCCAAAUUACCUACUUCUCAUGGAUGCCAGAAAGAAACAUGAAUAUAAUGAAAGUCAUAUAAUUACAGCGAAAAAAGCACCAAAAAAUGAAGAUGGUGAGUUUAUGAUACCCUAUGAUGCUGAACUAGAAUGUAAACAGACUAUUGUUGUAUAUGACAGUAAUACAGAAUCACCCAAACAAGAAGCACCUGCUACAGAUUACAGCAAGUUAUUAUGGGAAAUGGGAAGUCGUAAUAAAGUUUACAUAUUAAAAGGUGGUUAUGAAGAUUUUUCAGCACUUUAUCCUUUCUUACGAACACAGAAGAUAAUGUACAUGCCUAGGGAACUGGAUGAUCUAAAACCAUACCCUACAGAAAUUAUUCCCGGUUUCUUGUAUCUAGGCAACUGGCGUCAAGGUAACGCUCCGUAUAUACAGAAAGAUUUAAAGAUCAAGGGUCACAUAAACUGUGUUGUUGAAGCCGAAACUUUUUUUCCAGAAUCCGGUCCAUUUUUAUAUCACAUCCAAGUUGAAGAUACGAAUGACGCAGAUAUUUACAGUCAUUUUGCAGCAGCUUGUGCAUUCUUAGAUACUCAUCGGGAAAGUCGGAAAGCAGUUUUAGUAUUUUCUAACCUGGGUAUCAGUCGAUCAGUGACUGUUGUGGUAGCGUAUUUAAUGUAUCAUAAUAAAUGGACGCUACAGGAGGCGUAUGAUCGUGUAUUAAAGUGUUGUACGAAUAUUCGACCUAACCGUGGUUUCAUAGAACAACUAUCAAACUGGGAAGUCGAAUUAUUUGACACAAAGAAAACAGACAUCAGCGAUCCCAAUUUUUAAAACCCCAAAUACAACAUUGUUUUUAAUGAUCAUGUGGUAUGUAUUGUUAAAAAGACAAUGGGCGUGAAGCCAAAGAAAACAGACAUCAGCUAUCCCAACUUUUAAAACCUCAAAUACAACAUUGUUUUUAAAAAUCAUGUGAUAUAUUUAUUGGAAGACAAUGGGCGUGAAGCCACAGUUUUUAACAUUAUGAAAAUAAACAAGCAAACAAAAAUAACAUAUUGUUGUAUAACAAACUGACUUUUUGUUUCUCACUUCUCAGUAGUAAGGCAGAGACUUCAUACCACACGUGCAGAAAAGCACAGGUGCCUGUAACGUGGAAAAUGAAUUCCAACUGCCAAGGGAUAUUUUACGUGCACGCCAAUGUGUACACGGGACCUCGGUUUUUCGUCCCAUCCGAACUGUAACGUGGAAUAUAUUUCAAAAAUAACAUCAAGCUAUAACUAAGUAUAAUGUCUAAAGUCUGUUACGUCCAUGUUCGUAAGCGAGAUUUUUAAAUAAAUGGUCUGAUUCCGAUUUCUAACUCAGGGGCAAAUAACUCGUCUGAAACCGAUUCUCUUUCAGUAGGCUAGAUAUAAUACCAAGGAGGUGAGAAACGGGUUGGAAUAAAAUAAUUGGGAUCAAAGUUCACUACUCUAGAUUUCGUCAACCAGUGGCUAUACUCACUAAUUUUCGCUAGGUAGACAAUCGAGUCUACGAUGACGUUUCAAAAUUAUCCAUGUGACUCUCUCUCUCUGGUUUAGUUUUGAUUCACCACUUGGAGGUGACAAGGAGUAGGGUCGCCUAUCCAACCUCGUCUGUCGGUUUUCUCCGGAUUCCGCGUUUAAUGAGAUACAAUUAAACCAUAUGUUAGUUCCGAAAUGACUUCUAUUCAUUCAUACCACAUAUACAGGCUGACACAUGGCCCUGGCAAGGGACAACGUUGAGUUGUUUGGAUGGUACAAAAAUACAUAAUUUAACUUUAAUUACUUGACACCUUAACAUUAUCUGUGGGAUACAACUACUGGAUAUGUAUUAUUGUGAUUUGAUCUGUAUACGGAAAUGAAAUGGGGUUUAACGUCCUGUUAUGACCCGACUAAUGAUGACGGGCAUACAUCAUACAGUGUGCUAUGAGGGACAUUCUGCCAGAACAGCGGCGCUAUGGCCUACUCUUAUAACGAAUGCCAACUGCCAAGGGUUCUUUUCAGUGUACGCCAAUGUGUUCACGGGACCUCGGUUUUUCGUCCCAUCCAAAUGACUAGACAGCUGUCCUUGCCAGGUCCUCCGUCCGAAACCAUUGACGAGGGAAACCCCGCCAGAAAAUCCCGAUGAACUUUUUCGCCCAAUACCGGGACCUCCAGGUUAGCGCGCCAAGGUUACUGGGCCACCGCCCCCCCCCACCACCACCACCAAAUUUAAAAAAAAAAAUGUUAGUUGACAUAAUUAAUAACUACAAGUUGUAAAAAUCUUUGUUUUAUUUCACUCCACAACAUGAAUUUACAAAAUAUGAUUCUAAUUAUAAUUAUGUAUUAUUUGUUUGUUAAAAAAAUAAAUAAAUAAUGUUAACUGAA